UUCCUCGUCAAGGUCUGCCUUGCCGUAGUGCAGUUAAAUGAAUAGUUGUUUUCAUCUCACUCCUCCGGGCGCGCAGUGGUUCUGGAAAGAUUUCCUAGGAAUAUUGCAUUCUAAUGAGGAAUAUGUCGUCGUGUUAACGGGUUAUCUAGAUCUAUAUCCAGAACCAUUUCAAUAUUUAUCAGUUUAUCUGUCAGUUGACUUUUAACAUUGACUUGUUUUAUUAAUGCCGGGAAACUAGGAAAAAGCUAGAGGUACAAUAGCUUACACAGGACAGCGGUCGGCACACGGCUUGUUCUUCUGUUUUCUCCAGAGAAGGAUAGAACCAAACAAAAGGCGAUCCAAGAUAAAAAGAUAACUGUCUCAGAAUGAAUAACAAUACUGAGAAAGAGAACGAUUCGAAUGAAUUCACCAGUCAUGAAGAGGAGGUCCGCACGUUAUUUGUCAGUGGACUACCUCUGGAUAUAAAGCCGCGGGAGCUGUAUCUCCUGUUCAGACCAUUUAAGGGUUAUGAGGGAUCAUUGAUAAAACUCACCUCAAAACAGCCAGUGGGGUUUGUCAGCUUUGACAGCAGAUCAGAGGCAGAAGCUGCCAAGAACGCCUUGAACGGCGUCCGCUUCGACCCGGAGAUCCCCCAGACUCUGCGGCUGGAGUUUGCCAAAGCCAACACCAAGAUGGCCAAGAACAAGCUGGUGGGCACUCCCAACCCUCCUCCCUCCCAGCAGAGCCCUGGCCCACAGUUUAUCAACAGAGACCCAUAUGAGCUCACAGUACCCGCUCUGUACCCUGGCGGCCCAGACAUGUGGGCGUCAUACCCGCUGUACCCGGCGGAGCUUUCGCAAGCCCUCCCUCCUGCUUUCACCUACCCCUCCUCACUUCACACUCAGAUUCGCUGGCUCCCUCCUGCAGAUGGAACUCCCCAGGGAUGGAAGUCCAGGCAGUUCUGUUGAGGUUCAUGAUGUGUGAUGGUGGCCACGGUCGGCCUUGAUGGUGUUGCUGGCGGUUCUCAUGUCCAAACCAGGAGGAUUCCUGACCUUGUUUACCGCACAGUGGACCGUUGGCAACAACAACCUCACGGGCCUCAGGACAUUCCAGACCCAAGCCGCCAUCACACAUCGCACCCCCCCACCCUGCUACAACCCCCCUUUUUAUACUGUUACAUACUCAAGAAUUACUGAUGACACUUUGGUUCCAGUCCAAUACAUAAGACCUUAUGAUGCCUUAUGAGAAUGACAUGGUCUAACAGCCUAGUGGUUAGAGUGUUGGACUAGUAACCAGAAGGUUGCGAGUUCAAACCCCCGAGCUGACAAGGUACAAAUCUGUCGUUCUGCCCCUGAACAGGCAGUUAACCCACUGUUCGCAGGCCGUCAUUGAAAAUAAGAAUAUGUUCUUAACUGACUUGCCUGGUUAAAUAAAGGUAAAAUUAAAAUACAGACUAUGUUCCAAUAUCCCUGCUAGCACAUACACUACGGUUCAAAAGUUUGGGGUCACUUAGAAAUGUUGUUGUUUUUGUGAGAAAAGCACUUUUUUUUCAUUAAAAUAACAUCAAAUUGAUCAGAAAUACAGUGUAGACAUUGUUAAUGUGGUAAAUGACUAUUGCAGCUGGAAACGGCUGAUUCCAGCUAACACAACGUGGAUUAGCUAACACAACGUGGAUUAGCUAACACAACGUGGAUUAGCUAACACAACGUGGAUUAGCUAACACAACGUGGAUUAGCUAACCCAACGUGCCAUUGGAACACAGGAGUGAUGAUUGCUGAUAAUGGGCCUCUGUACGCCUAUAGAUAGAUAUUCCAUUAAAAAUCAGACGUUUCUAAGUGACCCCAAACUUUUCAACUGUAAUAUAUGUAUGCUCGUGUUCUUAUUGGAACAUAACUACCAGAAAAAAACCUUCAUUGACAUUCAUCAAACCUUUUUUUUAAAAUUGAUAUGAGCCCAUACACGUGUGUAUUACUUUAAAAUACAUUCAAGAGUGCAAAAUUUGGCCAUAUCAGUUGGGAUGAAGUGUUUCUGAAUUUAUACCUGUGAGUCUAAGACCUAUGCAGGCAUUUCAAAAGUCUUAUGUUAAAGAGGAUGACCAAAAUGUUACCAGAUUAUAUUAUUAUUGAUUAUUACCUUUCUGUACUACCUUUCCUUAUUAUUAUUAUAUUAAUUAUUAUUGAUUAUUACUACAUGUUGAAGCUUGCCCCCUCACCACCACCCCCGCCCCCCCCCCCCCAAAAAAAAAAAUGGAAAUGCUGUAAAUCUUUAGAUAUUUUAAAGAUAAACCAAAACGUAUUUUUGUAAUCAAUCCAAAUGUUUGAAAAUGUUCUGAUUUGUUUUCUGUGUAAUCAAGUGUGUGAGUAAUAACGUUUGAGAUCCUCGGUCUUUCUUACUCCUCGUGUGAGCGCCAGUCCACCGUGUAAUGGUCGAUUGCUCUGCCACACUAAAAGCAGUCGCAGGCGUACGCUUUUCUUCGUAUAGUAACGAUUCUGAUUGGUUGUGUAGCUUUGUGUUAAUCCUUAAGCUUUUUUAUAAGUGGAGACACUAAUAUAAUGCCAAACUUGUUAGUUCCUACUUGUCAUCAUACGAAAUGUACAUACAUAGUAUUGUACUGCAACAAUUGGCUGCUCAACUCCAACCCUGAGAGAAAUGGGCUAUGGAGUUGAGCACACCUGUUCUACACCAAAUAGCAGCCGAUUGUUCACGGUAAAUCACGGUAAAUUGAUACCAGGCUAUAAUUAAGCAAUAAGACCUGAGGGGGUGUGGUAUAUGGCCAUUAUGCGGAGUGCCUGGAUACAGCCCUUAGCCGUGGUAUAUCUUUGCAAUAUACCACAAACCCCCAAGUUGCUUUAUUGUGAUUAAACUGGCUAGAAACAUGCAAACAUACAUGUUUUUUCAUACCUGUGGUAUACGGUCUGGCUUUCAGCCAGUUAGCUUUCAGCCAGUUAGCUUUCAGCGCUCGAACCACCCAGUUUAUCAUCCAAGAUAAGCAAUUUCGGGAACCAUGCCAACAUUAAAAUCUACAAGAGUACAAUAUCUAGUCACCCUUAAGACAAAAUGUUUGUCUUACGUACGCAAUGCAGGAACGGAAAUUGUCCGUCCUGCGUACUUGCGUUGCGUUUGUAAUUGCGGGACAACACUAGCUACGAUCAACAUUUUAGCAUAGCUAUUUGUAGUUCUUGUAUUGCCUCGGGUAUUGGGCUUUAUGGGAGACUUCCCAGGUCCAGAUUAAACCUACUCCUGGAUUGAAAAUGGGUUUCUAUUGUGACUCUCUAUUGAAAAAAAAAACGUUUUCAUCCUGUAGUAAGAUUGUUCCAGUAGAUUAAACGUAAACCAGGACAAUACAGACAACACUGACCAAAGGCGUGUUUUUUGUAACGUAGAGAACUAGGAUAGUGGAAUUAUUCCAUCUCAACAGCUAUGUGAUGCUCAUAUCCUCUGAUUUAUUUUAAAGAAGUGUGCAAAAAAAAAAAUAAUGUUUUUCCUGCAUGCCUCUCGUUGUCACUCAAAAUAGCAUCCUAGCAUCCUGAAAAGGAAAAGCUUUUCAAAUGUUUCUGUGUCUUAUCUAAUUAAGUGAAGAUUCAACCUCUGGUUUUGUCAAGUUUGAGUAUUUUUUACUUAAAUCAGGGAUGGGCAACUGGCGGCCGGCCCCUCUUUUGAAGGCCCUUGGAUCGUCCCUCCCCCCUCUAGACUUGUCAUCAUGAUCGAAUUACUGCCAGGGGGGGGGGCAUUUCUUUAGUUAGUCAGUCUCACUCAGAUAUCAUGUUAAAAACUGCAAACAUUUCUCUCCACCCUAUUUCAACAUAUGUAGAAUUGCAGGAAGUGAGCUAAUUUUUCUCUCGGGCCCAUGGCAAAAUGAGGGGCAAUUUUUUGUGUGGCCCCCACCCUUAUCAAAGUUGUCCAUCCAUGACCUAGGUGGAUGAUUGGAAUAAAAAAUAAGGUUUCCUGUUUCACCCUUGUUUGCCGAGUUCUUGGUUAAAGACUGCAAUGUAGUUGGCUAUACGAAGCUCUGUUCAUUCUGUGAAGCUUUAGGGGUUAAAUCCUUCGUUCUGGUUGUUCUCGUACUGUAAUCUCAAAACUAAAAAUAUGCAGUCUUGUAUUUUCAUGUUAUGUCCAAUAAAUUAGUCAAGGAUCUCACACUGAACCAAGAGUGUAAUAAUUUUUUAAAAAAUGUGUCUAAUAUGGAAGUUGGCGGGAAAAUCUAUAAGGUAUUUACAUAUGAAACGCCGAUGUGAGCAUCGUAAACGCAUCCCAUUAAGUAAUAUCCCAUUUAACACAGACCCAAUUAGCCUUCCAGUUCAUAAGAGUCACUGUGAGUGCCUAAAAUGGAUUGGCUGAUUGAUUGAACUUUAUUAGUCAUGUUAAAAUCAUGAGUGUGUAAGUGUUUUAGUGGAUGUGAUGUGAUAUAGUCAGUCCCAUGGAAUAUUAAUCUCAAAAUAUUAAAUCCUUUUUGAAAUGAAAUAUUACCCAUCCCGCUCUCACCACUUUAAAUAUUGUUUAAAAAAAAUAAUCCUUCUACCAGUUUACAACGUAAAUUGACGAUAACGCUACUUGGAACCAGUUUGCCAGGAUGUAUCUGGCAAAUGUUUUAGAACCAUAUUUUCUCCUUGAUUUAAUGAUUGUACUACGUUAUCACACAUAUCGUUAUACCCAGAUAGAUCCUGGGAAAUGGCUGUAAUAGCGUUAUUGUGAAGUCAAUUCACAUUGUAAACUGAGUAAAAGGAUAUUUUUUUUUAACCAAUAUUUUGUUAGUGACCUAAAAAAAAAAGACCUAUCUUAAACUGGCUGUUUUCUGGUUAUCUGAGCAGACAACAACAACUAAAAUAUGAUAUCUUGAUGAUAUCGUGUCUCUACUUGGUUGUAAUCUGGUUAUGUGACGUCUUCAACCAGGAAAACAGUUUAAAACCAGAAAAUGUCUUCACUAUAACGUUGCGUGCCACAUUUUACCCAUUGGGAUGAUCAACUGUAAAUCAGAGUGAGAAUAUAUGAAAGGAAAGUACAUAUUUUCACCCAAUGUCACCUUUCAAGACGCAGCUGUUAUGUGAGUUGAAAUAAUCAGUCAGUAGAAUGGAAUUCCUUUGUUUGAUGUCCUAAACCUACUAUAGGACUAAAUGGGUGUUAUGUGCAUGUUUGUGUAUAAUUUUUUUGAGGGGGGUUGUUCAAUGCAUACUGUUGAUAUUCAUGUUUUGCCAAUGUGAGGAGAAUACAUAUUUCAGUGAAUUGCAGGGGGUUGUUUGAAAUUUUUAUUGUUAAAACCAAAAAAAAAAGAUAAGAAAAGUUAUGAAAAUGAAGAUUGUAAAUGAAGAUGUUCGGGGCAUCAGCCAUUAAAGAUUGAUGAUGA
Molecule: messenger RNA, 5320 nt
Organism: Oncorhynchus keta (chum salmon)
Lineage: Eukaryota; Metazoa; Chordata; Actinopteri; Salmoniformes; Salmonidae
Product: RNA-binding protein with multiple splicing-like
Exons: 9
Coding region: 366-947 (193 amino acids)
Molecular function (GO): mRNA binding
Source: RefSeq, a predicted model, not a curated record